GAAAUUCCCCGGCGCGGGCAGGGAGCGGCUGGCGGUCAGCUGAGCGACGCUGGGCGGGGUCGCGAGGCCGCGCAUCAGCCCGAGGCUCCCCAAGCCCUGGUGCCCUAGCCACCGCAGCUGACGCCGCCGCCCCCCGGCAGGUUCCCUGGUCAACGUCCCAUCCUGGUCGGCAGCUCUCUCCAGGCGGCACGAUGCCAAGGAAGCAGUGACCCUGAGCGAAGCCAAGCCGGGCGGCAGGUGUGGCUUUGACACCUGGUGGUGCCACUUCCUGGUCUUGGAUGAGCUGUACGCCUCUGUAAACCCAGCUUCCUCACCUAUAAACAGCUGCCUGGUUCAGCGUUACUGAAGAUUAGUCAGUGACAGGCCUGAUGUGCCGAGUCCGCACAUAGAACUUCUGCAAUGUCCCAUCAACCUCUCAGCUGCCUCACUGAAAAUGGGGGCAGCCCCAGUGAAAGCACAGGAAAUGGACCCCCCCAUCUGGCCCACCCAAACCUGGACACGUUCACCCCGGAGGAGCUGCUGCAGCAGAUGAAAGAGCUCCUGACCGAGAACCACCAGCUGAAAGAAGCCAUGAAGCUAAAUAAUCAAGCCAUGAAAGGGCGAUUUGAGGAGCUUUCGGCCUGGACAGAGAAACAGAAGGAAGAACGCCAGUUUUUUGAGACACAGAGCAAAGAAGCCAAAGAGCGUCUCAUGGCCUUGAGUCACGAGAAUGAGAGAUUGAAGGAAGAGCUUGGAAAACUGAAAGGGAAAUCGGAAAGGUCAUCUGAGGACCCCACUGAUGACUCCAGGCUUCCCAGGGCAGAAGCGGAGCAGGAAAAGGACCAGCUCAGGACCCAGGUGGCGAGGCUACAAGCAGAGAAGGCAGACCUGUUGGGCAUUGUGUCUGAACUGCAGCUCAAACUGAACUCCAGCGGCUCCUCGGAAGACUCCUUUGUUGAAAUUAGGAUGGCUGAAGGAGAAGCAGAAGGGUCAGUAAAAGAAAUCAAGCAUAGUCCUGGGCCCACGAGAACAGUCUCCAUUGGCACGAGCAGAUCUGCAGAGGGGGCCAAGAAUUACUUGGAACAUGAGGAGUUAACUGUGAGCCAGCUCCUGCUGUGCCUAAGGGAAGGGAAUCAGAAGGUGGAGAGACUUGAAAUUGCACUCAAGGAGGCCAAAGAAAGAGUUUCAGAUUUUGAAAAGAAAGCAAGUAAUCGCUCUGAGAUUGAAACCCAGACAGAGGGGAGCACAGAGAAAGAGAACGAGGAAGAGAAAGGCCCAGAGACUGUUGGAAGCGAAGUGGAAGCAUUGAACCUUCAGGUGACAUCACUGUUUAAGGAGCUUCAAGAGGCUCAUACAAAACUCAGUGAAGCCGAGCUAAUGAAGAAGAGACUUCAAGAAAAGUGUCAGGCCCUUGAAAGGAAAAAUUCUGCAACUCCAUCAGAGUUGAAUGAAAAGCAAGAGCUUGUUUAUACUAACAAAAAGUUAGAGCUACAAGUGGAAAGCAUGCUCUCGGAAAUCAAAAUGGAACAGGCUAAAACGGAGGAUGAAAAGUCCAAAUUAGCCAUGCUACAAUUGACACACAACAAGCUUCUUCAAGAACAUAAUCAUGCAUUGAAAACGAUUGAGGAGCUAACAAGAAAAGAGUCAGAAAAAGUGGACAGGGCAGUGCUAAAGGAACUGAGUGAAAAACUGGAACUGGCAGAGAAGGCUCUGGCUUCCAAACAGCUGCAAAUGGAUGAGAUGAAGCAAACUAUUGCCAAGCAGGAGGAGGACCUGGAAACCAUGACCGUCCUCAGGGCUCAGAUGGAAGUUUACUGUUCUGAUUUUCAUGCUGAAAGAGCAGCGAGAGAGAAGAUUCAUGAGGAAAAGGAGCAACUGGCAUUGCAGCUGGCAGUUUUGCUGAAAGAGAAUGAUGCUUUCGAAGAUGGAGGCAGGCAGUCCUUGAUGGAGAUGCAGAGUCGUCAUGGGGCGAGAACAAGUGACCCCGACCAGCAGGCUUACCUUGUUCAAAGAGGAGCUGAGGACAGGGACUGGCAGCAACAGCGGAAUAUUCCGAUUCAUUCCUGCCCCAAGUGUGGAGAGGUUCUGCCCGACAUAGACACGCUACAGAUUCACGUGAUGGACUGCAUCAUUUAGGUGUUGAUGUGUCACCUCCCCAAAACUGUUGGUAAACGUCAGAUUUUUUCCUCCAA
This is a messenger RNA of Cercocebus atys (sooty mangabey), 2171 nucleotides long. It is a transcript of the gene OPTN, whose product is annotated as optineurin. Gene Ontology annotation, biological process: regulation of canonical NF-kappaB signal transduction; Golgi ribbon formation; protein localization to Golgi apparatus. Gene Ontology annotation, cellular component: nucleus; Golgi apparatus; cytoplasm. Gene Ontology annotation, molecular function: K63-linked polyubiquitin modification-dependent protein binding. The record is from RefSeq and is a predicted model, not a curated record. Lineage: Eukaryota; Metazoa; Chordata; Mammalia; Primates; Cercopithecidae. Bases 400 to 2115 code for a protein of 571 amino acids. The transcript has 15 exons.